GGUCGUGUUAUGCGGUCCUUUCCAGGUAUUUGAUGUUUCUGUGUCGUGUUUUGGUCUGGAUGAGGUAGAAAGAUGACAGCCAGAAAGUCCGGGUCGCGAUUAGAGACUGAAAUAGAGCGAUGUCGAUCAGAAGCACAAUGGGACAAGAUACCAGAACUUGUGCGGCAGCUGUCUGCGAAAUUAAUCUCAAACGAUGAUCUUGGGGAACUUCUGCUGGGGGAGGCGAAACUCCAGCAGUACUUGAAAGAAAACCCCAUCAAGCAGGGAGCGAGUCCUCGCGGUCCCCGGCCGCGCCUCCAGGAAGUUCGGAAACAUCUGACGGCUGCGCUUGAUCGGGGAAACUUAAAGCCUGAAUACAUGCAAGAAGCCAGUCUGAUUAUGGGUAAGCUGUGUUAUGUGGAGGGCGAUUAUGGAGAAGCACUGAAUCAGUAUGGCCGUGUGAAUCUGGAUGAACUUCAACUUGUUGGCUCUCCGGUGUACAGACUUUCCAUGAUCGCAGAGGCCUAUGCUACUAAAGGACUUUGUCUGGAAAAGGUACCUGCAGCAUCCCCAUCACUGUCCAAUCGCAAUGCUGAUGGAGACAAGGAGAUCAUCACUUGCUAUGAGAAAUCUGGAGACAUCGCCUUGCUUUAUCUCCAGGAAGUAGAAAAGGCCCUCAGUGCUGGCAUUCAGAACCGCAGUCCAAAGCCAGGUCCGGUCUCACAGGAGCAGGAACUCGGCUACUUCCUUGAAACUGGACUUCAGAGGGCUCAUGUUAUCCACUUCAAAAAUGGUAACCUGACCCGAGGUGUCGGCCGUUUCCGAGAAAUUCUCCGAGCCGUUGAGACCAGGACCACUCAGAAUCUUCGUAUGACUAUUGCCAGGCAGCUAGCAGAGAUCUUGCUGAGGGGUAUGUGUGAACAGAGUUAUUGGAACCCACUGGAAGAUCCACCUCACCAGUCCCCUCUGGAUGAUCCACUCAGACCCACCCCCAUCAAGGACUACGCCCUUAGCCGACGCCCACGUAUCUACUCGGGAGAUAACUUGUUUUGUCCACAGGAGAACACUGAGGAGGCUUUACUCCUUUUGUUAAUCAGUGAGUCUAUGGCUAACAGAGACGCUGUAUUGAGCCGAAUCCCCGAGCACAAUAAUGAUCGAAUCAUCAGUUUGCAGAGCGCUUCGCUGGUGUACGACUUGCUGACCAUUGCGCUCGGUCGACGUGGACAGUACGAAAUGCUCUCAGAGUGUCUGGAGAGAGCCAUGAAGUUUGCCUUUGAGGAAUUUCAUCUCUGGUUCCAGCUCGCUCUCUCCUUGAUGGCUGCUGGGAAGUCGGCUCGAGCAGUAAAGGUGCUGAAGGAGUGUAUAAGACUGAAGCCGGACGAUCCCACCAUUCCUCUGCUGGCCGUCAAGCUGUGCAUUGGAAACCUGCACUGGCUGGAAGAGGGUGAGCGCUUCGCUAAAAUGGUGAUUGAUAUGGGUGAGAAGGCGGCUGAAUUCAGGGCUAAAGGAUAUCUUGCAAUCGGGCUUGUCUAUAGUCUGAAGGCCACAGAUGCAUCUCUUCGAGGAAUGCAGGAAGAAUAUCAGAAAAAAGCACUGAGUGCUUUCCAGAGGGCACAGAGUUUAUCCCCCACUGAUCAUCUGGCGGUUUUUUAUCUAGCGCUGCAGCUGGCUGUGUCUCGACAGAUACCAGAGGCUUUGGGUUAUGUACGUCAGGCAUUACAGCUGCAGGGUGAUGAUGUUCAUGCUCUGCAUCUGCUGGCCUUGCUGCUGUCAGCACAGAAGCACUACCACGACGGUCUCAACAUCAUUGAGAUGGCCCUCAGCGAGUACCCCGAGAACUUUGUUCUUUUAUUCACAAAGGUGAAGUUGGAGACGUUGUGUCGAGGGCCCGAGGAGGCGCUGCUCACCUGCAAACGUAUGCUGCAGAUCUGGAAGUCCUGUUACAACCUCACCAACCCCAGUGAUUCUGGGAGGGGAAGCAGUCUGUUAGACAGAGCUGUCGCUGACCGUCGCCAGCUGAACGCCAUGACACUACCUGACUUCAGUGAUGCAGAGACAGCCUCUCACACCUCUUCCUCCUCCUCGGGGUCAGAACCUGUAUCUCCUUUCUUUCCUAUUCCAUCUUUCUAUUCUUCACCUCCACCCAAGAUCGAAUCAACCCAGAAUCGCAGCAGCCAUGCUUUCUGUGACCACGCCCCCCGCCGACGCUUCUCCUCUUCCAGCAACCUUCAAGAUGCUUUCUUUCAUGGUUUUGACUCCUUUAUUGGGGUUUGUUCUGUCCAAGCCACUUCUAUAGCAGCAUCACGGGUGGAGCAGGCGCUGUCCGAGGUGGCAUCGUCCCUGCAAAGCAGCGCUCCAAAACAGGGACCCCUCCAUCCAUGGAUGACCCUCGCCCAGAUCUGGCUUCAUGCAGCGGAGGUGUAUAUUGGAAUGGGAAAGGCGGCCGAGGCGACAGCGUGUACGCAGGAAGCAGCCAACCUGUUCCCAAUGUCGCAUAACGUGUUGUUUAUGAAGGGUCAGGUGGCAGAGCUGCGGGGGAACGUGGACGAGGCCAAACGCUGGUACGAGGAGGCGCUUUCCAUCAGCCCUACCCAUGUCAAGACAAUGCAAAGACUGGGUCUGAUAUUGCAUCAGUUGCAGAGAUACAGUCUUGCUGAGAAGAUCCUGCGUGACGCGGUGCAGGUGAACAGCACGGCCCAUGACGUGUGGAACAGUCUGGGUGAAGUUCUGCAGGCGCAGGGCAACGACGCAGCGGCGACCGAAUGCUUCCUAACUGCCCUGGAGCUGGAAGCCAGCUGUCCCAUCUUACCGUUCACCAUCAUUCCACGCAGUCUCUGAGACCCUAAACAAAACCUUUAUUUAGGAGUCAUGCAUGAACUACGGUCCUUAUACACACACACACACAAACUUGAGAGGCCCUACAAUUCCUCCUAUUCCCCAGAAUGUCUUCUCACCCCUUCAACCACGUUAGGAUCCAUUGAGAUCCAUCACAUCCAAUAGAUUGUUUCAAUAGAUCUAUUGGUGGCACCGAUUAUAAAGGGAUAGUUCACCUAAAAAUGAAUACUUUGUCAUUAUGUACGAUCCCCCGAUGUCUUUCUUUGUUCUUUAGAAGACAAAUGUAGAUUAAAAAACUGUGUUGUUUAGGGUUUUCUGUUUAGUAUGGGAGUGAAUGCUGACCGCCUCUUCAAAUUUUUUAAGUGUUCUGAAGGCAUACAAAAGAGUUUGGUGAAAAAUAAACUAAAAUAUAAUCCAGUAUUUGAUUAAAGUCUUGACCUGUGUCUCUGUUUCAGUACACAUUUUCUGUACCAGAACUAUUGUUUUGGGAUGUUUGCGUAAAGUGUAACUGAAACAACAGCAAAAUUUCUUCAGAACACUUAAAUAAAAAAAGUAAGAGUCACUCAACACGAGGACACUUCUGGGUCCUUUUAAAGCUUAAAGGGCUUUCUAGGUACUAUAGGAGUGGAUGGUGACCCCUCAGUCACCAUCCACUCCCAUAGUAAUCAAAAACCCCAAAAAGAAACAAGUCACUUGACACAGGGACACUUAUGGGUCCUUUUAAAGCUCAAAGGGUUUUCUAGUUACUAUGGGAGUGAAUGGUGACCCCCUCAGUCACCAUCUACUCCCAUAGUAACCAGAAAACCCAAAAAGAAACAAACCACCUGACAUGAAGACACUUUUAGGUCCUUUUAAAGCUUAAAGGGAUUUCUAGUUUCUAUGGGAGUGAAUGGUGACCC
Molecule: messenger RNA, 3713 nt
Organism: Misgurnus anguillicaudatus (oriental weatherfish)
Lineage: Eukaryota; Metazoa; Chordata; Actinopteri; Cypriniformes; Cobitidae
Source: RefSeq, a predicted model, not a curated record